Molecule: messenger RNA, 1212 nt
Organism: Callithrix jacchus (white-tufted-ear marmoset)
Lineage: Eukaryota; Metazoa; Chordata; Mammalia; Primates; Cebidae
Gene: ZDHHC24
Product: zDHHC palmitoyltransferase 24
Biological process (GO): peptidyl-L-cysteine S-palmitoylation; protein targeting to membrane
Cellular component (GO): Golgi apparatus; endoplasmic reticulum
Molecular function (GO): protein-cysteine S-palmitoyltransferase activity
Source: RefSeq, a predicted model, not a curated record
CGUAGCAGACGUCCGUCUGCCGUUAUUCCCGCCCCAAUACGGAAGCGGCCGAGUCCUCUAGCUGCGAUUGCUGGGGUGUCCAGGCCAUGGGGCAGCCCUGGGCGGCUGAGGGCGCGGAUGGGGCGCCCGCGCGGCUGCCUCUCAUGCUCACCGCGCUGUGGGCCACGGCCGUGGGCCUGGAGCUGGCUUACGUGCUGGUGGUCGGUCCCGGGCCGCCCCCGCUGGGACCCCUGGCUCGGGCCUUUCAGCUGGCGCUGGCCGCCUUCCAGAUGCUCAACCUGCUGGGCAACGUGGGGCUCUUCCUGCGCUCGGAUCCAAGCAUCCGCGGCGUGAUGCUGGCCGGCCGUGGUCUGGGCCAGGGCUGGGCUUACUGCUACCAGUGCCAAAGCCAGGUGCCGCCACGCAGUGGACACUGCUCUGCCUGCCGCGUCUGCAUCCUACGUCGGGACCACCACUGCCGCCUGCUGGGCCGCUGCGUGGGCUUCAGCAACUACCGGCCCUUCCUGUGCCUGCUGCUUCAUGCCACCGGCGUCCUGCUCCACAUUUCUGUGCUGCUGGGCCCUGCACUGUCGGCUCUGCUUCGAGCCCACACACCCCUCCACAUGGCUGCCCUCCUCCUGCUUCCCUGGCUCAUGCUGCUCACAGGCAGAGUUUCUCUGGCACAGUUUGCCUUGGCCUUCGUGAUGGACACGUGCGUGGCGGGUGCGCUGCUGUGCGGGGCUGGGCUGCUCUUCCAUGGAAUGCUGCUGCUGCGGGGCCAGACCACAUGGGAGUGGGCUCGGGGCCAGCACUCCUAUGACCUGGGUCUCUGCCACAACCUGCAGGCAGCCCUGGGGCCCCGCUGGGUCCUCGUCUGGCUCUGGCCCUUCUUGGCCUCCCCAUUGCCUGGGGAUGGGAUCACCUUCCAGACCACAGCAGAUGUGGGACGCACAGCCUCCUGACUCCAGGAAGAGCCAGAACUGUACAGGGAGGAAGGGGUGGGAGGGGGAGCCACCCCCCAGACUUAGGAAGGAAGUAGGGUUAGACCUUAACAUCUGCACUGAACAACUCUACCCCUUCCUUGGCCUUGCCCCUGCCCAGCCUGCACUCCUACGGGUCCAGGGCUUGGGCUGUGACUUGGGCAGAGGAGUGCAGGGGAGUGCCUGGCAGGUGGCUUCUUAGGCUGCCUAGCUGCCCCUUUGCCAGGUUAAUAAAGCACUGACUUGCUUCUUG